AAACCCUUGCGCCAAUACAAAACCCUGAAAGCAGAAAACUGAAGAAUCAGCAGACAAACAACAAAAAAGUUGAAAAAAAAUUCAAGACCCAACGUAAGCUGUGUAAUGGAGAAGGAACAAGAAUCAAACCCUAACCCAAUUUCAUCAGUUGAAUGUGAAGAGUGCAAGUUGAAUCCAUGGAAGUAUAAAUGCCCAGGUUGCUCUGUACGCACUUGUAGUCUCACUUGCGUCAAUUCCCACAAGCAAAGGACUACUUGCAAUGGCAAAAAAUCACUCACUAACGUUCUCCCUCUUUCUCAAUUCGACGAUAACAUCCUUUUAUCAGAUUAUAAUAUGCUUGAGGAUGUUAAAAGAUUUGCUGAAUCCGCAAGAAGAAUGAGACAGAAGCUAUGUGGCUACUCUCGUUUUAAGCUUCCUUUCCCUCUUAAAAACCUUCGUAGAGCUGCAGACAGUCGCAGAACCAAAAUACACUUUCUGUCCAGUGGAAUGUCAAAGAGGGAGAAAAAUCAAACUUAUUACAACAACAGGAAUAAGUUCAUAUCUUGGACAAUUGAAUGGCGGUUUAAUUCAACAGACGUUGUCUUGACUGACCAUGGAGUACAUGAAAACACAAGCCUCAUCGAUGUGCUUGAGACUCAUUUGAAACCUGGCCCCUGGAAUCAUCCACUGAAGCAAUUUUGUGAAGAGUCUUUGGACUGUCUUAAACUUUUCAUUCGCAAACAUUCAAAGGGGUCGAAAUCACCUUUUUAUGAGUUGAAUUCAAAAGCUCCAUUGCGUGAGCAACUAGCCAAUAAAGCUAUUUUGGAGUACCCUGUCAUUUAUGUUUUUCUGCCAUCGCACAACUAUGAUUUUGAAGUAAUCAAAUCUCCCAUUCCUCGAAAAGUUGAGCCAAAAGUGCUAAAUUGCAGUGAUAGUCCAAGUCCCAAGGGAGUGAUGUUUAGGGAGGAGGAUAUAGGGGAUGGUGGAUCAUUAGACCCACACAUUUCAGAUCUCUUGAGUUGUGACAGGUUAAAUACAGCAUUCCAGACCUCUAACAAGUCAUUAGACAUGUUAUCAGUUGUCGAGGAAACUGCAUCUGUAGUUGGUGAUACAUGCAUAACUUUUGAUUCAGAAGUUUUGUCAACGAAAGAGAUGGAUCCAAUUGGAGAAAAGUAUUGGUCAUUGCUGGGUGACAUUUUACCAAUGGAAGAUGAAUUAGAGGAAGGGGAGAUAGCUCCACUUUAAAUUCGUCGUUGCUUUAAGCUGAUUAUGUUGUCUACCUUAGUGUUAGAGUAAAAUGGUUUGCUUUGUACACCACUGAUCCGAGUAAGCUGCAGUAUCUGAUUUGUGCCUCUUCUACAUUGAUGAUAAUCAUAGUAGCUAUCUUAUGAGGAUCUUGGGUUUGAUUUCUCCCGUCCUCCAUUUUCUGAGAUGUGAAAGAUCCACCAGAGAGUGGCUUGACCAUCGAUUCAACGUGGAGAAAAAGGUUUGGAAUCUGUCAAGCUAGAUACAGAAUGCAGUUUCAUAGAAGCAGUGUACCCUUUGUAGUGGUGCUAGAUGAUAACUUGAGCAUUGUAUUUAAAACUAUAGUUAAAAGUUUCUCUUUCACAAUAUUUGAUAAUUUCAAGAUUUGCAGAAGGGUUACCAAAUUAAACCAAUUGUGUUGGAUUUUUAAAUCUAUAAUUCAAAUC
Molecule: messenger RNA, 1670 nt
Organism: Solanum stenotomum
Lineage: Eukaryota; Viridiplantae; Streptophyta; Magnoliopsida; Solanales; Solanaceae
Exons: 5
Coding region: 106-1224 (372 amino acids)
Biological process (GO): snoRNA localization; box C/D snoRNP assembly; maturation of LSU-rRNA from tricistronic rRNA transcript (SSU-rRNA, 5.8S rRNA, LSU-rRNA)
Cellular component (GO): nucleus; pre-snoRNP complex
Source: RefSeq, a predicted model, not a curated record